Messenger RNA from Mugil cephalus (flathead mullet), 9471 nucleotides. It is a transcript of the gene lrrc7, whose product is annotated as leucine rich repeat containing 7. NCBI's taxonomy places the organism in Eukaryota, Metazoa, Chordata, Actinopteri, Mugiliformes, Mugilidae. Gene Ontology annotation, molecular function: protein binding. Gene Ontology annotation, biological process: neurotransmitter receptor transport postsynaptic membrane to endosome; neurotransmitter receptor transport, endosome to postsynaptic membrane. Gene Ontology annotation, cellular component: postsynaptic density; adherens junction; postsynaptic membrane. The coding region runs from base 1037 to 6013 and encodes 1658 amino acids. The transcript has 33 exons. The record is from RefSeq and is a predicted model, not a curated record.
CACUGCAAUUUUUCUAAUUUUGUUUUUCUUAAGAAAUGUCCAACUGUUCAUUGAAUGUUUCAGAAAGGUGCAGUUAAUUAAAUGUUUCACUGAAACAGAGGAUUAGAAGCAAUAGGAGUUGUCACAAUUUAUAGGUGAAUGUGCUGUUGUGGUUCUGGUCUGGCCCCCUUGAGAUGAACAUGGGGUGUAUGUGGCCCCUGAACUGAAUUAGAAUGACUCAAACAUUUGAAGACACAUCCAGGGACCUUCUCGUUCAGUCUUUCCUCAUAACUGGGCUAUCCUGCUCCACCAGAAAAUAGAAAAUGUAUAUAUAUAUAUAUACACACAUAUUAUCCUCUCAGGGAAAGGUGGAGACAGCAUGGCAACAGAGAAACCGAGACAGCCUCCACUUCACUCCGCGCACAAUCACAAUUAUAACGCGCACUGAUGCGCACGCGCAAACGCAUCUACCCCUUGCGUCCUCGUUCCAUCUUCAUCCAUCUCUCCACUACUCUCUCUCUCUCUCUUCCUCCCUCCCUCUCCCUUUCUCCACGGGGGACAGAUGGGAGGAGACGCUGCCGCUGCUGAAUGUGUUUUUUUCCUGCAGCGGGUUUCUCAGUAACGGAGAAGAAGGGAGAAGGCGCGCAUUGCUCCUCUCCAUCUGCCACGGAUCCUCCGGUGUGAUUUCCACAGCUGGCCUCUCCCGGUCCCGUUGUGCCCACGUCUUGGCUUUUUUUUUCUCCCCCCCGCCUCUUUCUUCUCACAUGGACCGAGGAGAUCUGUCUGAGAGCAGCGCGUAGUCUGUGUGACUUUGGAUUUAAAAAGCGAGCGAUCUUGAAAUGAAUCACACAGCCCGGGUCGAUGUGCUCGCCUCAUCCGUUUUCCGGCCCCGUGGGUACCAAAGAUGCGGCUGGUGGUAGCGCGGGUACCUGUCCUGGUUUCACACCGGCUCGGUUCGUCCCGGUAGUCUGAUCCUGCCCGGUGCUGCGGUGCUCACAGGGGCCACCAGAGUGAUAUUCUUUUCCUUUUAAAAGCCGGACCACCAGCAGCCUGACAGAUGGAUAACUACUCUACUUUACAAUUGCAGUGUCUGGAGAUGACCACUAAGCGGAAGCUGAUUGGCCGGCUGGUGCCGUGCCGCUGUUUCCGUGGUGAAGAGGAAGUGAUCUCAGUGUUGGACUACUCCCACUGCAGCCUUCAGCAGGUCCCCAAGGAGAUCUUCAGCUUCGAGAGAACUCUGGAGGAGCUCUACUUAGACGCCAAUCAGAUUGAGGAACUACCCAAGCAACUCUUCAACUGCCAGGCCUUGAAGAAGCUGAGCAUGCCCGAUAACGACCUGUCCAACCUGCCCACCACCAUCGCCAGCCUGGUUAACCUCAAAGAGCUAGACAUCAGUAAAAACGGAAUCCAGGAGUUUCCAGACAAUAUAAAGUGCUGUAAAGGCCUAUCGGUGGUGGAAGCCAGUGUCAACCCCAUCACCAAACUCCCAGAUGGUUUCACACAGCUCCUAAAUCUGACCCAGCUCUUCUUAAACGAUGCCUUCCUGGAGUAUCUGCCGGCUAACUUUGGCAGACUCUCCAAACUACGGAUCCUGGAGCUGAGAGAGAACCACCUGAAAACCAUGCCAAAGUCCAUCCAUAGACUGACACAGCUGGAGAGGCUGGAUCUGGGUAGCAAUGAGUUCUCUGAAAUGCCGGAGGUGUUGGAACAGAUCCACAACCUGAAGGAGCUGUGGCUGGAUAACAACUCUCUACAGUCUAUACCGGGGUCAAUAGGGAAGCUUCGGCAGUUGCGUUACUUGGACCUAGCGAAGAAUCGCAUUGAGACGUUGGACACGGACAUUUCAGGCUGUGAGGCCUUAGAAGACCUGCUGCUGUCCUCCAACAUGCUGCAGCACCUCCCUGACUCUAUAGGAAUGUUGAAGAAGCUGACAACGCUGAAGGUGGAUGACAACCAGCUGACCUCACUGCCUAACACCAUCGGGAGUGCGAAGCCGAAGCACGGUCUGUCUCUGUUGGAGGAGUUGGACUGUAGUUGUAAUGAGUUGGAGUCGUUGCCGCCCACCAUCGGCUACCUGCACAGCCUGAGGACCUUCGCUGCCGACGAGAACUUUCUCACCGAGCUGCCCCGGGAGAUCGGUAACUGUAAGAACGUGACGGUGAUGUCACUGCGGUCCAACAAGCUGGAGUUUCUGCCCGAUGAGAUCGGACAGAUGACCAAACUACGAGUCCUUAACCUCAGUGACAACAGGUUGAAGAAUCUACCGUUUACCUUCACUAAACUGAAGGACCUGGCAGCUCUGUGGCUCUCUGACAAUCAGUCCAAGGCUCUGAUCCCACUGCAGACAGAAGCCCACCCCGAAACCAAACAGAAGGUUCUGACCAACUACAUGUUCCCUCAGCAGCCGCGACACGAUGAGGAUUACCAGUCGGACAGUGACAGCUUUAAUCCUACUCUGUGGGAGGAGCAGAGACAGCAGAGGAUGACUGUGGCCUUUGACUUUGAGGAUAAGAAAGAAGAGGAAGACAACUCUGGGAAGGUCAAGGUGGAGAUAAAUCUGAAGCGAUACCCGACACCCUACCCGGAGGACCUUAAGAACAUGGUCAAGUCGGUGCAAAGUCUGGUGGGCAAAAGCGUACAUGCCGGACACGGGCACCAGCACCAGCAUCAGCAUCAACAUCAGCAUCAACAUCAGCAUCAGCAUCAACAUCAACAUCAACUUCAGCACCAGCACCAGCUGAGCACAGGGACGGCCACCUCGGCAGGAACCAACAUGGAGCAUACACACCUCAGCAAAGAGCCGUACGAACCGCCGUGGCCCCUUCCGCCCAAAGAGGUGACAGAUAGAGAGAUGCAGGACUUCUCUCAGACUCAGCUAAUGGAUCAGGGAUCAAUGCAUAACUCUGGCAUCGAUAUCCCCAAGAGGAAGGACAAAGAGGACCUGACAGAGAGCUCUGAGGACUCAAUGGGCGGCUCUCCCAACGACAUCCGUAUCUCUGACAUGAGGCCCACCCUGGUGGAGCCACCCAUGUACAAACCAAAGGUGGUGCUGCUGGGCAAGGAUAAGAAAGAGUCUACAGAUGAGGAGGUGGAUAAACUCCACUGUCUGAACCACAGCGGCUCCUCGGCCACCUACUCCGACUACUCUCCCUCACAGGGCUCCUCCGGCUCCUCCAACCCGCCUGCGAACGCACACUCGCACGCACACUCUCACGGACACCAACACACUCCGGCGCUGCCGGCCCCCAGCAAGGACCAGGCUCCUCAGACACACUGGACCAACAGACUUGCCCAGUCGUUCCCCAAGCCCAUCGACUCCAAGCCCCUGCUGUCUCAGAGAGAAACGCCCCCGUCAGGAACCCUGCAGCAGCGCGGGGAUCGGCGUCCACUUAGCGAGCCCUUCGAUUGGUCUGAGGUCCCUCACUACGACAACACGGGUUUUGACGCAGAGGAGUCUCCUAUGGACGCUCCAUCUGGUACGAGUCAGGGAAACCCACCGCUGGGCUCUAAACCUCGCAGCCAGUCGACACACGGCCGCCGACCCCUCCUCAGGCAAGAGCGCAUCGUAGGAGUCCCCCUGGAGCUGGACACGCAGACGCUCCCCUUCCACGGCAACCAGCGGUCCACCCCAGACAAUGAUCCGCAGUCGUCUCAGUCACAGAACCCCUGGCAAAAUUGGACCAGGACCCCCAGCCCGCUGGAGGACAGAACCGCUUUCCCCUCGAAACUAGACUUGACUCCCACUUCCAGCCCGAACCCAGAUCGCAAGGACAUGGACUCAAGGCUGGAACAAGGCUCAGGCCCUUUGCCUGGCAGCUGGACGUACCACGACAAUCAGGGGGAGCAGAACAGGAAGGAUCAGCUCAGUGUGGGCGGCGGCAACAAGGUGACGGUGGUGAUGAGCAAAAGUUCGGACCGCCUGUCGCCCAUGAUGAAAGAGACGAGAUCCAAGUUUAAGAAGUCCCAGAGCAUAGAUGAGAUUGACAUCGGCUCAUACAAAGUCUACAGUAUUCCCAUGGAGAGCUAUAGUUCAUCCAUCGAGCAGCAGACGAGUUUGGACCGUCCAGAGCUGCCUGGUUCUAUGGAGCAGACCAGCAUGUCGCGAUCACAGUCUGCCCCCAUGCUAGACGAUGAGCUGGGCUUUCCAGGACAUGGAGGCAACCAGCACCAGCAGGGACAGAACCAAAAACCUGCCAUCCCACACAAGGCCUACCAUUUUGACCAGAACUACAACCCCCAGGUGACCAUGGAUCGUCGGGCCCCUCCUCCCUUCCCCAACACACCUGACUACGUCAACCACUCGUCGAAGGCUUUGGAGUACUUAAAUCAACCAGGGAAGACGUUACCCAAGGAGCUAGUGAGCCCUCGGUAUCGCGCCUAUCCGCCACUGGAGAUGUUUUCUUUCCCCCAGUCACCAAUUAACCAGGAUGGUCCGCAGAGCCAGCAGCAGCAGCCGAUCCCAUCACAGCGCUCCAGACCAGGGUUUCUACGGAGAGCGGACUCGUUGGUGAGCUCUACAGAGCUCGCGUUGUUCCGUCGUGUUCACGAAGCCCAGCAGGAGGCGCUGCAGGAAGCUCAGUACAGGCAGCAGGCGGACCCCCCUCUCUAUGGCCGGGCUCUCGCCUACUCAACACCCAUGGAGCACUCUGCUCUCAGCAACAUGGCCGACAGCCAGAGUCAGAUGAUGCACAACAAGAGAAACGGUCGCUAUGAUGACGACUAUCCCACCUACCAGGAGCAGAAGAAGCCCAUGAUUGGUUAUCCCACCAAGAGCCUGACUCAACGCCGUCCCCUGUCUGCCAGGAGCUACAGCACUGAGACUUACGGAGCGUCUCAGGCCCGUCCAGUGUCAGCUCGUCCCACCAUGGCCGCUCUCCUGGAGAAAAUGCCACCCGACUACACCCUGGCAACCUGUCCUGAGAAAUCACCUGACGACACCAUCAAAGUAAGACCCGUCGUACCGCAGAAACCCGAAGACAUCACCUCCAAGAUGCCGGCCGACUGGAGGCAACAGCUACUCAGGCACAUAGAGGCCAAACGAUUGGACAGGAGUGGUGUCCUAAAGCACAACACGCUCACGCUGGGCAUGCUCUGUCAGGGCGGGGGUCACGGCCAGGGGCGCAGCAGCACUUUGAACUUUAACCUUUACAAUAACACUAAGCAUGAGCCCCCUGCUGGCCGCUGGCUGCCACUACCUCCUCCUCCGUCUGCUAAUGCUACCCCCUCUCAGCAAGCUGCCAUGUUGGACAAUGACCAGGAGGGGGUAUCGGGGAGCAACCAGUGGGCUCCCUACUCACUUGGCAGGAGAGACGUCCCCCCUGAUAACCUCAUGAAAAAGGGCGGCCAUUCCCACAAUCCUUCCCACCAGUCACACAACACCAUGAUCGUCACUUCCUCUUCCUCCUCUUCGGCCACUACGCCUCAUCGUGUGGUUGGGCAGCAGGGCUACGACGGGAUGAUGAACAAGGGCGGUGGUCAGUACCAACCAGGGAUGCCUCUGUCCGUGGUUCCCUCUGGGGGGCAGUACCAAGGCAACAUGUCUCAAGCCCAUUCCAAUCAAGGCCAGGGUUACUCCAGCAGUGGCAUGUCCAUGGCUAUGUCCCCAUCUGGAAACCAAUCCCAGUACAACCCCCACAGCUCCCACCAGCCUUCCCUGCCCUCUACCAACCCCCAGUACCAUGGCAACCAGGGCAUGGUUCAUAGCAACCAGGUCGUCAUGACCCACACCAACCCACGGCCUCAGAGCGCUCGCUGCCUGCUGCAGACUAAAGGCCAGAAGAGCACGGACGGUUUCCAGGAACAGCUGUGUGUGAGAAUAGAGAAGAACCCUGGUCUCGGUUUCAGUAUCUCUGGUGGCAUCAGCGGCCAGGGGAACCCCUUCAAACCCUCCGACAUGGGUAUCUUUGUUACUAGGGUACAGCAUGACGGGCCCGCCGCCUCUGCCCUGCAGCCCGGAGACAAGAUACUGCAGCAUGACUGUGUAGCUCCUCCUCUUCUCUCUCUUUUCCCCAACAGUGAUGUGUUACUGAGAUAAUGAUGGCAGUGACCCUCCAUCCCUCCACAAACACUCACACAUAGACAUGUGUAUGGAAAAAAACAAAAAGAGAAAAAAAAACUAAAAAAAAAACAAACCCUGCAGCUCACAUACCUCUAUACAUACAUGCACACACACACACAUGCUGUUGACUGUGCUGCGUGUUUGCCUUGCAGGCUAACGGACAUAGUUUUUUACACAUGGAGCACGAGACAGCCGUCUCUCUGCUGAAGAGUUUCCAGCGGACGGUGGACUUGGUGGUUCUGAGAGACAGCAGCACGCGCUAGAAAUAGUUUUAUAACAAACAAACAAAUACAACAACGCUUCUCUUCUCUGCUCAUCGCCAUCUCCGCGCCACCCCACCUGCCCUCCGCUGGAGGCUGGUGGAACUGACAAAAAAAAAAAAAAAGAGCCUUUUUUACCUUUUUAGGGGAACACACAGACAUUUAUUUGCCUAUUGCUGGACCAAAGGCAAAUACCAGUGCCAAAUGUACCAUAGCAAACAUAUCGGCUCUUCUGUCGACCGGCGGUCAGGGACCUGAUCGACGGCUGGACGGACCACAAGAGGACUCUACACUUGGAGUCCCCACAGGGCUGCUGCAGUUUGGAUUUUGUGGUUGGUUGUUAAUUAGGCAGUCAUCUGAUCUCUCUGUCUCAGUAGUUUGUUUUUGUUGGUUAGUUUCGUGGAUGCUUUUGCCUUUCUCCAACUCCCCCCCCCCCCCCCCUCCCCGCCAUGAUUGAUCUUAAUUGAUUGAUUUGCUUAGUGUAGCACAUGGUGCACUUCUGUCUUUUUUCUCAGCCGUCUUCUCUAUAUAUUUUUUUAAUCCUUUUUGUCCUUCUUUUCCUUUUGCGUCUCGUGUUUCAUUCUUUUCCCGCUGUCUUUUUUUUCCUCCGUUCUGCAGGUAUUAUUGCCUCCACUGUACAGAAAUUGAAAACUUAAGACUUUCUGCCUUGUGUACAUAUAUAGAGAUUCAACUUUCUAGAGCUGCACUCUCCCUAGGGCCUGAACAGACAGCUCUAAACGUUUAUGAUUAAUAUAAUUAUUGUUGAUAGACUAUAUUCUGAAUUCUCUCCUGUGAGCACACAGGGACGGUUUCUCCGAACGGAUGAUUUUCUAAAGUAUAUCACUAUUUUAUCUGUAUAGAAAACACUUUUUCAUAGCUCACCAUUGCUACUCGUAUUUUUCAUUUGCUUGCACAGCUGUGCUGAGAAGUCCUAAAGCAAUAUUUCCGAGGCUCAGCCCGUUGAGCUUUCCAGCAGAGCCUAACUUGUCCUGCAGUGCCAUCUAUUGAGCAAGUCACGCUAAUGUUUACACACACACACACUGCCACGCACACACACAGGCAAACACACACACACACACACACACACACACACACACACUUCUGUGAACUGUUGCAUAAUGAAGCCCUGUUGAUAAUUUAAUCUGAUUUUGGAACAUAAAACGCACUCACACUGAACACUGUUAUUAAUACGUGUGCCAUCUUUUCAAGUCUUCUACUCUUGUCACAGCACUGUCACGUUCAUUUUUAGGGGUUUGAGUUGUACAAUAAAGUCAGAGCAUGCUUUCAUAUCAUCGGUCACUUGCAGCCGGACAUUUUUUAUUUUUAUGUAUUUUUUUUGUUGUUGUUGUUGUUGUUGGCUUCUAGACGUCUCUAGCAUAGCUUUGAGUUUCAAUGAGAAUGAUGGUCUUUUGUUGGACCCGUUUGGACCCUCUGCCGCUCGCCGGUUGUAUUUACAAGAGCUUUACCUCUUUGUGGCUCAGAUCUGAUCUGCACACAUCUAGCCUGGAGAGAGUUUCUUAAGCGCUGGCUCAGUUUCAAAUCUAAGCGUUCGCAGGCUGUGUCCAAACCUCUGUCCUUCCUGUGGAAAGCAACAAGGUUAAAAAAAAAGAAAAAAGCGUCCCCACAAGAAUGAACCAUGUUUAGCACAGAAGCUGUUUUUUUUUUUUUUCUGUCCUUUUUCAGACAAUCGGGUGAAAGAUCGGAUCUGUGUCACAAGGUUUUUCCUUUUACUUACACUUGAAUGUUGAGUGCAACUAGAAGAGAUGCUACAAGACGCUACGUGAAAUUGUAGAUUUGCCGACUUGGUUGGUAAAUGUAGAUAGAGUCGGGUAAUAUUUGAAGUUAAAAAAAGAGAUGUGAGUUUGUACAGGAAGCCUUUGGCCUAAGGUGCAACCAUGGCAGCGCGGUCUGAGCGUCACGGUUACACUUGAGAAGUUGCGAAGGGGUUCAUUUUCCAUCUUUGUGUGUAAACGCAACGCGCGUCUUAAAGACAUUUCACAGCGGUGAAUUUUGUUCUGUUCUGCACAACAUCCGAUGUCUCAUCCGGAGCGAAACAACGACCGUCACUGUCCUUUGCUUUUUACGUGACAUGACGCCAUCGCAUCCUGUGCCCAUUUUGUGUCAGCUCUCCUAAUAAGCGUUAGACGUCAGUUGAUUUAACACAAGGCGACACAAGAUGGCACAGGUAAAUCGUGUGGUUGAGAGAGUUUAGCCACAGGUGAACCCACCCAGCCCUAUUUAGAGUUUGAAAUAUCAAAGAUAUUGUGACGGAAAAAAAACACAAAAACAAAACAAAACAUAAAAAAAAAAAAAAAAAAACAGAGAAAAAGCUUUGAUAAUAUAAUUAUUUUUUACUACAUGUUUCAGGUAAUUCUUUCUAAAUAUAUUGAUAUACCUUAGCUUUGCUCAAAAAUUGUGAUAUUUUAUAAUGACACUUAUAACAAAGUUAUGGAUGGAAGUACGCACAGUAUGACUUGGAGACCUACACAUGUACUAUCCAAAACUGUAUAAAAUGUAUUUCUACUGUAAUUGUGAAUUUGUGUUAUACAAAUAUAUAUUAUAUAUAUAUGUAUAUGGCUAUAAAAACAGUCAUUUUCUAUGUGUUUAAACUACAUAAGAGCUGAACAAAUGAGGACGGUGUCACUGUACAUAGCUGUGAAUGAAAUCCAAUUUACAACGACUCAUAUUGAUUGUGAAUGUACUCAUGCUUUCUGCAGUACCUACACCUACCCAACUUGAAUGCUGCUUCUUCUGUUGUGUGACAAAAAGUACUUUGACCUCCGAGGAGAGAAACGCUGUCGAGUUAUACGUUGGACGAAUUUUAGUGGCGGUUUUAACAGAAACUAUUUAUUUCAUUAUUUAUUUGCACAUGCAAGUUGAAAUCCUUCCAGUUUUAAGUUUGAGUAUUAAUGCGGAGAAAUGUAAUUGCCGAAGUAUAUAUAAUAUAUAUCAUGUGUUUAGAAUGCAUUUUGCAGACGCUAUCUGUACAUACUAUUUAAGAUACAGUUUUUACAAAAAAUAAUAUAUGUAUAAAAUUGAAAAAAUGCUGUGCAGCGAUUCUACUGGAGCCAUUUUGGGCUUUGGGACGUACCAUUUUUUCAGUAUAUAAGAAGUGUUUUGAAUAAUGUACUAAAGUCUCUAUUGUACAAAUAAUAAAAAUGUCACUAUUGGUAA